CUAAGCGUGAAUAUGGACGGCACAAUAGCAGCGCAAGGUGUGGCAAUUGUGUUGGCUGCGUUGCUAAAAGCCAUAGCAGAAGCAAUGAAGAAUAAUUCCUCCAUGUUCAAGAAGAAGAAAGCCUUCGACUUGGGCAACCUGGAAUCCACCCUAAAGUCGAUAGAACCUAACAUCAGAAAGAUGGAACGUCUCAACAACGAGAUGGGACGCCCAAAGGAGGAGCUGGAACCACUCAUAAAGAAAAUGGAAGAGGGAAUCAAGCUUCUGAAGCGGUGCUCCAAUGUCCGCUGGAAUUCCAAGUCUUACAUGGCUCAACUUCAGGCAUUUGAUGACUCCUUUCGUGAGCUUCUCCACACCAUCAUGAAAGUUCAGACUGCAACAGAUCAAAAGGAGAUGCUCCACUUGCAGCAUCAAAAAGGUUUCCGAAGGCGGCUCAUGCGUUUUUGCAGGCAAAUGAGGGAACGUAUAUCAAUGCUUGGAAAAGGGAGAUACUGAUGGGAUCUAAGAUAAGAGGAUAGAAAAGCGGGAAAACGAGAGCGGUUAGGAAAGACGGGAUAAGAGAGCUUAUAUAAAUAGGCUCUUGAACCUUGUUGAGAGCGAUUCUUGUUUCUGUAUUUCGUUAUAUGUUAUAGUAAAUACUGUUAGUUAGUUUUAUAUUUAAAUAAUUCUACUAUUUAUUAGAGAGAACGAGUCUUUUAUUUAGUUGCUUAAGACUAGUCUACUUUUGUGUUAUUUUAUGUUUUACGUGUGUAACUGCUAUGCAGUAGUUAAAUUCUGUUUUAAGGCUAUUUAUAAGCCUGACGUUACAGUAAAAGAAACAAGUAUUCUCCAUACCUAGUGUGAAAUAUACCAUUGAUAGUGUGAGGAGUGAAACACCAGUGAAUUUCUUAUACAGUGAGGUGUGAAAUCAUUGCAAGUGUGAGAAUAGAACCAAAAGAUCAAUAUGUCGUCUGAAAAAUUUGUUCAGGCAACCAUUCCGAGGUUUGAUCGAUGGCCAUUAUGAUUUUUGGUCUAUGACGAUGGAGAACUUUCUACGAAGUAAGGAAAUGUGGCAGCUUGUAGAGGAUGGAAUUCCAAAGCUUGGAAUCACGCCUAGUGAAGCAGAGAGGAAGAACGUGGCUGAGGCUACUUUAAAGGACUUGAAAGUGAAGAAUUAUUUGUUUCAAGCCAUUGAUCGGGAAAUUCUAGAAACAAUUCUAGACAAAAGCUCAUCACAAGCAAUAUGGCAAUCUAUGCAACAAAAAUACCGUGGAUCCACAAGGGUCAAACGUGCUCAACUACAAACAUUGCGUCGUGAAUUCGAGUUGUUGGGAAUGAAGGAAGGUGAAAAAGUGGACAGUUAUUUGGGACGUACUCUCGGUGUCGUUAAUAAAAUGAAAUCCAAUGGUGAAGUGAUCGACUCAAGCAUGGUGGUUAGCAAGAUUCUCAGAUCACUAACCUCAAAAUUUAAUUAUGUCGUGUGUUCAAUUGAGGAAUCAAAUGAUUUGAAUACCCUUAGUAUGGAUGAACUUCACGGGAGCCUACUCGUCCACGAACAAAGAAUGGAAGACUCUCAACCAAAUGAGCAGGUGUUGAAAGUUACUCAUGAUAACAAACUAAUAGCAGGUCGAGGUCUUCGCAGGAGUGGUGGUCGUGGUCGUGGUCAGACGUAUACUAUGUCCCUGAACUCAAGACCAAUCUCUUAAGCUUAGGACAACUCCAAGAAAAAGGUACUUUCUAAGCUUCAUCGACGAUUAUUCACGAAAAGCUUGGAUCUAUUUUUUACAUGAGAAGUCUGAAGCGUUCACAACAUUCAAAAAAUUCAAAGUUUAUGUUGAGAAAGAAGCUGGAACCUUCAUCACUUGUCUCAGAACAAAUAGAGGUGGAGAGUUCACUUCUAAGGAGUUUGCUGAUUUUUGUGGUCAUCAGGGAACGUAUAUCAAUGCUUGGAAAAGGGAGACACUGAUAGGAUCUAAUGUAAGUAGGGCUGGGUACAGUUCACUUAAAAAUCAUAAACUAUAAUUUAUCAAUACGGUUCUGUACUUAAAAACUUAAACUAUUUUUACUAAAAACUAAUUAUACUGUUUAAUAAUUCAGUUUGGAAAUACUGAAUUUAUUGUAU
Molecule: messenger RNA, 2101 nt
Organism: Vigna angularis (adzuki bean)
Lineage: Eukaryota; Viridiplantae; Streptophyta; Magnoliopsida; Fabales; Fabaceae
Exons: 2
Coding region: 1014-1685 (223 amino acids)
Biological process (GO): defense response to fungus
Source: RefSeq, a predicted model, not a curated record